UCUUAUAUAUCUUAACCACGUCGUCGUUGGCGUCGACACAAAGCCCAACGUUUACGUCUCUCUCUCUGAGUCGCGCUCCUCCUCACCGACGAAGAUCGCGGCCGUAUUCUCUAUUCACAACUAGCGGUAGUUUCCGAGAUCAACCAUGAAUCCUGAAUAUGACUAUCUGUUCAAGCUUUUGCUCAUUGGUGAUUCUGGUGUUGGCAAGUCAUGCUUGCUUCUUAGGUUUGCUGAUGAUUCCUACCUGGAUAGCUACAUCAGCACCAUUGGUGUUGACUUUAAAAUCCGCACAGUUGAACAAGAUGGAAAGACCAUCAAACUCCAGAUUUGGGAUACGGCAGGUCAAGAACGUUUCAGAACCAUCACUAGCAGUUACUACAGAGGAGCUCACGGCAUCAUUGUGACUUAUGAUGUAACAGACCAAGAAAGUUUCAACAAUGUCAAGCAAUGGCUAAAUGAAAUCGACCGCUACGCCAGUGAGAAUGUGAACAAGCUGCUGGUUGGCAACAAAAACGAUCUCACUUCACAGAAAGUUGUCUCCACUGAAACUGCCAAGGCUUUCGCUGAUGAACUUGGGAUCCCAUUCCUGGAAACAAGUGCCAAGAAUGCUACCAAUGUAGAAGAAGCUUUCAUGGCCAUGACUGCUGCAAUCAAGACAAGAAUGGCGAGUCAACCUGCAGGAGGGGCCAAGCCAGCAACGGUCCAGAUCCGAGGACAACCAGUAAACCAACAAUCAGGCUGCUGCUCUUCUUAAUUCGCUCUGUGAAAAACUUAUUAACCAUAUGUUAUCUCCUUCGUAUGCAUAUGUAAGACAUCUGAACAUCGGUCUUCUUUCAUCUGGUCUUCUUUGGUUUUUCAGUUUAUGUCCAAAAUUUUAUAAAUUCUUUGUAAUCUACUUGCAAUAAUAAACUUCUCAGUAAAAGUUUUCAUUCAUAUCAAA
Molecule: messenger RNA, 940 nt
Organism: Raphanus sativus (radish)
Lineage: Eukaryota; Viridiplantae; Streptophyta; Magnoliopsida; Brassicales; Brassicaceae
Product: ras-related protein RABD2b
Exons: 8
Coding region: 146-754 (202 amino acids)
Molecular function (GO): GTPase activity; GTP binding
Source: RefSeq, a predicted model, not a curated record